Messenger RNA from Hermetia illucens (black soldier fly), 2947 nucleotides. RefSeq names its product katanin p60 ATPase-containing subunit A-like 1 (gene Kat60). The record is from RefSeq and is a predicted model, not a curated record. Gene Ontology annotation, molecular function: microtubule severing ATPase activity; microtubule binding; ATP binding. The transcript has 7 exons. The coding region runs from base 416 to 2080 and encodes 554 amino acids. Gene Ontology annotation, biological process: microtubule severing. NCBI's taxonomy places the organism in Eukaryota, Metazoa, Arthropoda, Insecta, Diptera, Stratiomyidae. Gene Ontology annotation, cellular component: microtubule cytoskeleton.
UGCCAUCCACCCAGUCUGCAAAGCUGCAGCCACUUAACAGCUAGCCGAGUCCACAUACAAAACCGAACAACGGUAGAUAAAAGUCAAUUUCCACAGCUCACGGUCUUCGUGUACCAAAUGCUAUAAUUAUUUGCUCCGUGCUGGGGAGGUGUAGCGAAUUCCGACCGUUCGGUGGCUUAGGCACGCGCAAGAAAACAAGAAAAGUCAUCGCGAUCGGAACAAGAGUUUCGGGUCAAGUUGGGAAGUUCCAUUUUUGUUGGUGUUUCUGUACGCGAAGCCGUUUGUCGAGUUCUAGAUUGCAGAAAGCAGAGCAAAGCAGGUUCGAAUCCGCCCCCGAGAGCUGCUGCGAGCGGACCCCAUUCAAGCCAGGGACAGUGCCUUUCGGAUGUGACCAGGAGACCCGUCAGAUGUGCAAAUGUCACUCACGUUAUUUCGUGGAGGCAAACAAAAAACCGCAUCCUGCGUAGGAAUGACCGUGAUGGCAAAAGUGUCGACCGAGGAAAUCUGCGAGAAUGCCAAGAUGGCACGGGAAAUGGCCCUGACCGGGAACUACGAUGCCGCGGGCAUCUACUACGAGGGUCUGCAGCAGAUGCUGGGCCGGCUGGUCUCGUCCGUGAACGACCCGAUGCGCAAGGGAAAGUGGACAAUGAUUCAGCAGCAGAUCGCCAAGGAGUACCAGCAGAUCAAAUCCAUUCAGAAGCUACUCACCGAGAUGACCAUCGAUCUGCAGCACACCCCGCUGGUGGCCAGGCUGCGGACGCCGAUGCACGAGGAGCCCACCAAGGAUCCGGCUUCAUGGUUCCGACCCGACCCGGAUAUUUGGACGCCGCCGCCUCGUGAUCCCGACGUUUUUGGACCUCCUCUGGAUUUCACAAAACCUGCCGUCCCAGCACGCGGAACUCGAUCGGGUGUACCUCCUAAAAAAGUAGACCGACGAAGUGGCAUUCCACAGAAAGGCGCCCAAUCAACAGCAAAGAAAAUCGGACCACCAGGACGAGGGGGAACAGGCAACACGGCAAAUGGACGUGCACAACAGACGAAUAAGGACAAACGGGCAUCGACUGCGCCAGGAGGAAAUAACACUUCAGCCAAUGACACUUCCACAAAUGUAAAUGAGGAUCAGAAAGACGAAGAGCCUGCAGAGGAGGAGAAGAAAUUUGAACCUAGUAGUCAUCUGGAAGCUGAGCUGGUGGACAUUUUAGAACGUGAUAUUCUUCAAAAAAAUCCAAACAUCCAUUGGGAUGACAUUGCAGACUUACAUGACGCCAAACGCCUGCUCGAAGAGGCUGUAGUUCUGCCAAUGUGGAUGCCAGACUAUUUCAAGGGAAUUCGAAGGCCAUGGAAAGGUGUACUGAUGGUAGGCCCGCCGGGUACAGGCAAAACAAUGCUUGCUAAAGCGGUCGCGACCGAAUGCGGCACAACCUUCUUCAAUGUCUCCUCCUCAACACUCACAUCAAAAUAUCGUGGCGAAUCUGAGAAGAUGGUUCGUCUUCUAUUCGAAAUGGCACGUUUUUAUGCACCAAGCACGAUAUUCAUUGAUGAAAUUGAUUCGUUAUGUUCGCGACGAGGCUCUGAAUCUGAGCAUGAAGCAUCGCGACGUGUCAAAUCAGAACUUUUAGUACAAAUGGAUGGAGUAGGUAGUGAAGAAGCGUCAAAAGUUGUGAUGGUUUUAGCUGCAACUAAUUUCCCUUGGGACAUUGAUGAGGCUUUGCGUCGACGUUUGGAGAAACGAAUUUAUAUUCCAUUGCCUACGGAUGAGGGACGUGAAGCUCUACUGAAAAUUAAUUUACGUGAAGUUAAGGUUGAUCCAAGUGUAAAUUUGAAAUCGAUAGCAAAAAAAUUGGAAGGAUAUUCCGGAGCGGAUAUAACGAAUGUUUGCAGAGACGCAAGUAUGAUGUCAAUGCGACGUAAAAUUGCCGGCCUCAAACCCGAACAAAUCCGACAACUAGCCACGGAAGAAGUUGACCUUCCCGUAUCAACACAAGACUUUAGCGAAGCAAUCGCCAAAUGUAACAAGAGCGUUUCAAAAGAGGAUUUAGCAAAAUAUGAGAAAUGGAUGCGUGAAUUCGGCUCCUCCUGAUAUGACCGCACGCCGACACCGGAGAUUAAUGCAGCCAGAACGAUGGACGAUCGCUUCAGUGGCUGUUACUACAGCGUUUGCAAUGUGACAAUUGCAAUCGUGGAAAUCUUCACGCUUUAGUUAAUCUCUUUUUUAAUUUUCAUCAUCCUUUGCCACUAUCCAGACGUAUUUUCUCUCGAAAUGUACUUAAAAUCUUUUUUAUCGAAUGACUAAAAAGAAUAAAAUGAAAAAAACCAAAAGAGCCAACUAAUAACAAGCCAUACUUGACAGGAUAAUGAAACUAAUAUUUUAGCUCGUCUGGACGGGCUCAUAAGCCAGAAUGGGAAUAAUUCACCUUUCCAAGGAUAAGUUUUGUAAAUGAAUGCUCAACUGUUUUAGGUUUCAUUAAAAUUGGUGAAAGGAUUCUAUGCGUUAAUGGUUUGCCUGCCCAUCCCUGGGUGUUUAGAAGGCAACAACUGGUCUCACUAACAACUGUUAACAUAAAAAGGCAGAGCAGACCCAGGCAGUUAAUGGACGAAGCGUUGCAUUUAUUAAAACCCAGAACAUGAGAUUCCUCUCCUCAGAAGUCCUUCGCGAAUCCUGACGCUUGUGCAAUUGGUAGAUUUUUACUCAACGGAAUUGUUAUUUGACAAACCAGGACGCGAGGACAGAAUUACGUUGCUCAUAUUGAUAGUUUAUAAUUGUUUGAUUCUAUGAUUUUAUUUUAAAUUUUACACUAAAUCCCCACUAGGCAACAAAUCAUUCAUUUUAAUUCGGCUUUGCAAGGACACACGCAAUUGAAUGAUGUCGAAUCUGAAAGACAAAAAUCAAAUUUUCAUGUGAAGUAGGAGAUAUUUUAAGUCAGAAGUAAGAAUUAUGAUUACUAAU